UGUUGAGGUUUGAGGUUGUUUUUUUUUUGUGCGCGUCGUACGCACCUACUGGAUAUAUUGUUUUUAUUGGAUUUAUGAAAAAGACAAAAACAGAAAAUGGGUGCAGUUUCCUCCAGCAAAAACAGUAUAUGAUGCAAAUCCACAUCAUAAUUGCGUGUUUCAUGAAAUUAUGUAGAUAAAGUCAAUUAUAGAUAAUUCCAAAAAUAUAACAGUCAACAAUGACAGAGAAAAUUUCAGAAAAAUACUGCAAUGAACUUUUUGAAAAUUUGAAAAUUCAACUAGAUGAAAUUGAGUGUUUGCAGGCCACAUUUUAUAACCCAGGAGAAAUACGGAUAGAAGAUCCGUGUAUUUUAUCUGACAUGAAAGAAUUUAUAGAUGGAAAAUCUCAAUUUCUACCCACCUGUUUGGACUUCAUAGUUAAUUUGUUUAUUGAAAGUGUUAAAUUUGAGUUGUGUGUAAGUUUAUCCCAUGAAUACCCUCUUUCAGAACCUGAAAUAUUUAUUAGAAACCAUAAAUUCAAUCGAAAUCAGCAUAUAGAAGUAAAUAAAAAGCUAGGAGAAUUCAUUGCUGAACUUCCUAAAGGAGAACCAUGCAUAUUUACAGCAAUAUCUUGGCUGCAAGAUGUUUUACUUCAAUACACAGAAAGUGUUGAAACUCCAGUGCCACGACUGGAAGAAAAGGAUGAUACACUGGUUAGAUUUUGGAUAUAUUCUCAUCAUAUUUAUAGUAAAACCAAAAGAAGAGAAAUUGUUGAUCUGGCGCAUCAGUUGAAGUUAACAGGUUUUUCUAUGCCGGGCAAGCCAGGUGUUAUUUGUGUAGAGGGUCAUUCAAGUGAUUGCAAUGAAUGGUGGCAAACUGUGAGGUCGUUAAAUUGGAAAAAAAUUAUUUGCAAGGUGACAGAAGAAAAUAAUGAAAAGAAAUCAACAUUUCUCAAAUUUGAAAACUUUGAGGAAGUAAUUUUUGGUUAUCAAGGUGGUGCCAAAAUUAAUCACAUGGAUAAAGGUGAAUUUUACAAAUUUCUGGAGGCUCAUAAGCUUGGAUAUAUCUUUAAAGAAUUGUUUGGGGUAGAUGGAAAGGCUCCAUAAGUAAUAUAAUCAUAAAUGUAAAUGUAAAUACUCAGUUUUUAAUGUACAAAAAUAUGUUAGCUUAUAUUUGCAAGUAAAUUAUUAACUCACUUAUUAACUCCUUAUUUUGCAAUGCCCCUCUGAUUGAACUUCUUUU
Messenger RNA from Cylas formicarius (sweet potato weevil), 1221 nucleotides. RefSeq names its product RWD domain-containing protein 2A. Lineage: Eukaryota; Metazoa; Arthropoda; Insecta; Coleoptera; Brentidae. Gene Ontology annotation, molecular function: protein binding. The transcript is spliced from 4 exons. The record is from RefSeq and is a predicted model, not a curated record. Bases 219 to 1085 code for a protein of 288 amino acids.